CUUCUGGUAUUUUGGAUUGGAAGUAUUGUAUUGAUAAUGCUGGCAAUAUUUGGAUUGCACGAUUAUAAAAGAGAAACGUUACCAAACGACACUAUAGUGUAUUUACAUCAUACGUUAUCUCCAUUUGCUUUUACUGUGGCUACCGCAUGGAUUUCUGUUGCAUGCAUUACGGGAUAUGGUGGUAUCUGUAAUCGAAUUUUUUCAUUGCGAAUAUUUUGUGUGUUGGAUAAAUUAAUUAUUUGGAUCUACAUGCUUCAUCCACUAGUUUUAAUGUAUAUUUAUGGUCAUUUACGGAAAGGUCUUUACGCAUCAGCAAUAACGAUGGACUGAUUAUCCCAGAGAUCCUUUUUCCUGUAUAAGUCUAUAUUCUAUUCAACAAAAAUUGAUAAGUAAAGAAAAAAACGAAUUUCCGAAAUUUUAGAUAGUGGGAAAUUGAAAUUAAGAAGGUGAGAAAAUAUUCCUUUAAUAUAUUGUCACGAAUGAGUAUGAUUUAUUAAUUAAGUUACGUGACCCGGAAAUCAUACAUGUUAAAUAAAUACCCUUUACUUAAAGUAAGCUAGAAAUCAAGCACUUAUGUCCUUAGAUGUUAAGAGGAAUAUGGAAGACUUUCUGAUCAUUUUAUGAAACCUGAUAAAAAUUUAUAACAUAAAGAUAAGUCUAAAAUUAAAUGUAAUUUUUUGUAUUUUAUACGGAAGCGUUAUAACAA
Messenger RNA from Centruroides sculpturatus (bark scorpion), 706 nucleotides. Its product is annotated as nose resistant to fluoxetine protein 6-like. The transcript has 3 exons. The coding region runs from base 37 to 330 and encodes 97 amino acids. The record is from RefSeq and is a predicted model, not a curated record. NCBI's taxonomy places the organism in Eukaryota, Metazoa, Arthropoda, Arachnida, Scorpiones, Buthidae.